This is a messenger RNA of Gloeophyllum trabeum ATCC 11539, 1086 nucleotides long. RefSeq lists its product as uncharacterized. NCBI's taxonomy places the organism in Eukaryota, Fungi, Basidiomycota, Agaricomycetes, Gloeophyllales, Gloeophyllaceae. The transcript has 5 exons. The annotation marks the transcript as partial. The record is from RefSeq and is a predicted model, not a curated record.
UUAAUGCCUGACUGCCACAAAGACGUGGUAUGGCCCGAAAGCAAGCAAAUCCGCCUCAUUGAUUCACUAUUUCGUAACUUCUAUAUACCUCCCAUCGUCUUUGCUGUUCAACCGGAUGAAGAUGGAGAGCUGGUGCGGAUAUGCGUCGACGGGAAGCAACGCUUAACGUCUAUCCAAAAAUUCUUCGAUGGCCAGGUGUGCCACUCAGAUCCUGUGACGGGCAAGAACUGGUAUUAUACCUCACCUGAGAACCUGAAGAGCAAUAGAUUGGAAGUUCCGGACUAUUGGAAAAGGGUCUUUGCCCAGAAGCAAAUCAUUUGUGCGGAAUACCGCAACCUCACCCCGGCUAUGGAGCGUGAAAUCUUCCAGAGGGUUCAAUUAGGCAUGGCUCUAACCGCUGCAGAGAAACUACAAGCAAUCUCUUCUCCUUGGGGCUCAUGGAUCUCCCAGCUGCAGACAAAGUGGGUUGUCCCAGAAACUGGUUUGGGCGGUGUCUUGGACUGGGACAUCAAGCGGGGAAGGGAUUUCCAGAAUUUGGCAUCCAUGAUCUACAUCUGCGACAACCUACCUGGUCAUACAGUACCGACACCACAGAAGCUUGAGCCUUGGCUAGAUAACCACAAACCACCCCCGCAGUCAUUCAAGGAACAGAUCGAAGAUGUCCUGACAGAGAUGUGGUACAUUGCUAGUACACCAUCACUUUCGUACUGUUUCCAAAAGCCAAAGUCACGAGUUGCACCUGUCGAGUUCGUAUUUAUCGGGGUCCUUCUAUUCCUAAUGCGUCAUGCUUCUCAUGAGGAGCGCGCCAACCAAAUCUUCGACCUCAGAAAGUUCGUACGUGACAGAUUUCCGGACAUCCGCAACAAUGGCAAGGUCGUUAGAGCGCUCUGGGAAUUCCUGGACCGGACUCUCGAAGAUCCGGGCAGGCCGUCUAAGAGCAACGCCGUACCAAGGACACGAGGACGGGCAGCGUCGGGAUCAAAGAAACGCAAGCAGGAUAACGGUUCAGACGAUGACGACUCCGAUGAAUAUGCUGCGUACAGGCAAUCACGGGGCACCCAGAAGGCGCGCCGUGGAAGAAGAUGA